This is a messenger RNA of Hippocampus zosterae (dwarf seahorse), 801 nucleotides long. It is a transcript of the gene tmem263, whose product is annotated as transmembrane protein 263. The record is from RefSeq and is a predicted model, not a curated record. The transcript has 3 exons. Lineage: Eukaryota; Metazoa; Chordata; Actinopteri; Syngnathiformes; Syngnathidae. Bases 169 to 537 code for a protein of 122 amino acids.
CUAAAUGCAAGGGGGUGGAGCUUUUUCUCAUCCUCCGAGAAAAAAAAACAACCGAUUGAGUCGGCUCAGUCUAUCAGUCGCUAGCCGUACAAAUUCACACAUUAUUUAUUAUUUUAACACAAUUUUGGGAGUCGAUUCUUUGUGUCAAAGGGUGCAAAAAAAUAGAAGAUGAGUCAGGCAGAGCAGGUGCUUGAGGGUACACCUGCUAACCUUAAUGAUGAGCCAAUAGAUUCAGCAGACACCCUCAAAGAGCACCCUCCAACCCAGACGGGCAUGCUGGGCAGGUUGGCGGGGGGCUUGUAUGGCGUCACCAAAGGGGCUGUGGAAGCUACCGUGGGCGGCGUGACCUGGGUGGGAGGAAAAAGCCUGGAUCUCACCAAGACGGCCGUCAGCUCCGUGGCCGCCGUGCCCGCGGCCGGAGUGGGCCUUGUCAAAGGAGGAGUGUGCGCCGUCGCCGGCGGCGUGACGGCGGUCGGGUCGGCCGUGGUCAGCAGAGUUCCGAUCGGAGGAGGCAAAAAGAAGGACAAAUCCGACUGAUGGACAGAGGAGAGCGAAAGUGUUGAUCACACUGAGAGUUGGCAUCAGAAUUCGCCAGGUCGAGGCAGCAAGGCGAUGAGCAAUAUGGGACUCAAGCAAUCAAUGUGAAUGUGUUGUUCUUUGUUUUUUGUAUUCACUUUCUGUUCAUUAUAACGGCGUGUUUAUAAACUCCAAGAGAUUGUGCUGUACUUUGUUGUGGAAGGAAGCCUUUUCUUUUCGCCUGGUAGACAGGUGGUCCAAUAAAAUGUCCAUGUCUCAUUUUGA